Messenger RNA from Drosophila serrata, 433 nucleotides. RefSeq names its product ribosomal protein L30 (gene RpL30). NCBI's taxonomy places the organism in Eukaryota, Metazoa, Arthropoda, Insecta, Diptera, Drosophilidae. The record is from RefSeq and is a predicted model, not a curated record. Gene Ontology annotation, molecular function: RNA binding; structural constituent of ribosome. Gene Ontology annotation, cellular component: cytosolic large ribosomal subunit.
AAUUAAAGUGUUCGCUUUCGUAGUUACUGCCUAAAGCUAUCAUCAUGGUUGCCCCCAAGAAGCAAAAGAAGGCUCUGGAGAGCACCAACGCCCGUCUCGCGCUGGUGAUGAAAUCCGGCAAGUACUGCCUGGGCUACAAGCAGACCCUGAAGACCCUGCGCCAGGGCAAGGCCAAACUGGUGCUCAUCGCCAGCAACACGCCCGCUUUGAGGAAGUCUGAGAUUGAGUACUACGCCAUGUUGGCCAAGACUGAGGUCCAGCACUACAGCGGCACCAACAUCGAGCUCGGCACUGCCUGCGGUAAAUACUUCCGUGUGUGCACGCUGUCCAUUACCGAUCCUGGAGAUUCUGAUAUCAUCCGCUCGCUGGAGACGGCAUAAUUUAAACGCCUAUUCACAAUAAAGCUGUGUUUGACAAGAUAUUUUUUGAAUAA